Molecule: messenger RNA, 2964 nt
Organism: Peniophora sp. CBMAI 1063
Lineage: Eukaryota; Fungi; Basidiomycota; Agaricomycetes; Russulales; Peniophoraceae
Source: the annotation of a GenBank genome assembly
AUGACUGUACCGGAAGUCGGGAUGUUCAACCCGCCAAGGGUAUAUGAGUUUUUUCAAGAGUUUGGACUCCUCAAGCAGCCUCUCGUCAAGGAAGUGGAUAUGACUGAGACAUUGAAAUCUCUUUUUGGUACAGUGAACCGUGCGACAGGACAACUGGACGAGGAGGCAUAUCCCGCGAUGCUACAGGCGAAGUCAAGGCUGAAGCGCAAGAUCACGUAUCGCAUCAUCCCUCAGGAGCAUUUCAUGGGCCGCGACGAGCUCUUGCUUGACGUUGCUGCUUGGGACGAAGAGGUCUUUUAUGCCGAAGCAAUCCCAAUGGUUUAUAGGAUCGUGACAACUGCGCACGCUAACAUCUCGAGGUAUCGCGAUCUUGAUCCUGUCUGGACCGACUGGAACGAGAUGGUGGAAGGCAAGUAUCAGUUAGAAGGCAUCCCGAUGCGACUUCCCACCGCUCUGGGAAGGGAUAACUGCUUCAAAUACCUGAGGCAUUGGUUUGACUUGGGCAGUCUGAAGUUUCUGAAAUGGCGUCGGAAGAACGGGCUGAUGAUGGCGCCUGUGGAACUCGAAGAACGUUGGUGGAUCGACUCUUACCGCACCCCUGGUCCGGAUGGUGCCGCAAUGCCCGACGCCGAGAUACCUCCUACCGCUCAAGAGACCAUGAACCAUGUUCCUGAUACCCCAGCUGUCGAGAUUGGCUCUUUGGCUCUCUCGCCCUAUGGAAGUAAGGGCGCGCUCAUCCACCGUGUACAUCAAGAGGCACUUUGGGAUGAGGACUUGAUCGAGUGGAUUGACAUCCGGCCUGUAUCUGAUCCCGACGACCGGCUGCCGCAGACACUGGUUCCUCCCGGUGCCGAUGAGGAGGGCGCCUGGGUGCCUCCUUGCGCAGUGCCGUCUAAUCCUGAAGCUAUGGCCCAGUGGUCUUUGCAUACUCUCCAAACGUUGCCGGCGUCGCUCAGGAGAUUCACCCGCCACUUGCGGGGUGGAAUCUGCCAGUUGGCUGAACUUCCACUUGUUCCGAAUACGUUUUUCUCGUUGAGGGCCGCUUCAAAGUACAUCGCCAUUCCUGACCAUCUGCGGUGGACCAUUCCUAAUGCUUCGUCGCUCACGAGGGAGAACCUCGAUGCAUGGCGUGUCUUUCUUAUGCUCCGCCCUUGGAGCUUUGAGCAUGGGGGGCAAGUGCGAUUUUCUGGCCUGGAUACAGCUUGGGUAUUUGUAUUAGGCUCCGUGCUCUUUCUGCAGGCUUCGGGUUGGGGGGCAUUAACAGAGUCUGCUCUUUCCACUUCGCCUGGUACGGCCGACUAUAGGUCGCUAGACGUCAUUUUUCAAGCUUUUGAGGAGAGUAUGGACGACCUGGCAAGAGAGUACGAAUAUCCUGGAUGCCCGCCUUCCAUGAAGUACGGUCUUGCCAGCACACGCGCACAUUACCUGGCAUAUUUGGUCCGCAACGAGGACGCAUUGAUCUAUCUAUUACGUUGUGUAACUAGAAUGGAUGACGGCCCCUUUGAUUCAUCCGCUGUAACAAUACCGUCCAGGGUCAAGGAUGAGACCUGGAUUACACGCACGAACGGUGUGCCGUCGUGGCAUUGGCCUCGUUGCGGAUUGCCGAACGGUGCUCAUAUGGAUCCCAAUCUCCACAUUCAGAUUCUGUCGUGGCUCGAGCGCGACGACAUUUUUAUAGAUCAAUCUACCGGCCAGCCUCGUUCAAGGGAAACAGGCCUAGCAGUGAUGCUUAAGGCGGCUUUGAUCUUGGCGGAUGUGGAGCAUGUACUCGACGGUAAUUUUGAGCAGCGUGGAGCCGAGCAACUCAGCGACUCAACAAUCCUGGACAAAGCGGAGAGCGUUCGUGUGGACCUGGGUAGUUGGGCGGAGAGACACGCCGAAAGACUGGACCCCCUACUCAAGUUGCGCAACGACGAGGGCCUAGACAUAGAGGAUGACGACGGCGCGCUGGAUCAUGGGGCCAUGCCUGACGCUCUUCACCUUCGCGAGGGAUCGAGAACUUCGAGGCGUGGAUCCGAGACACCUCCUGCCAGCAGCUUGGCGCAGCCCUUUGCAGGGCUGGAUGUGGCCGACGUUGAACGCGGAGGCGUCGGAGACUUCAGGGCAUUCCUUGCCGCGGAACCGCUGUCGGCAGCACAGGUCUAUUCUAAGCGAGGAUUGGAGAAUAUCGCCAACGAGCCGGUUCGUCGCGAAGCCAAUCGGCUUGCUCGUCAGGCAGGCAGGAAGUCGAAAGAAACGAAGGGAGCCACGCGGACCCCUGCAUCCCAGCGGCAAAGACCUGCUGCCUACCUACUCAGCGAUGGGGAGUCUGAGUUCGAAACCGCUGGCCAGGAAGACCGACAGGAUGCUACUGCUGCGCGUCGGAAGCGGGAGCAUCCUCGAGCAAAACGUGUCACCCGCGCAAGCACCUCGAAGACAGGACUUUUGCAGACUUCCGACCGACCAGGCGCCGGGCCAUCUAAACGGCGAAAGGGCGUGCAGGGUCCUAAGACGAAGAAGAAAGACGCGCGAGGCGCCGGUACAUCGACGGAAGCUCUCGCAUCGCCCCGGCAUGCAAGCGGAAGUGCCGCCGCUGGCCCUGCUAAACGGAAGCGAUCAUUUAUCUCGGCCGGGGCAAGUCGAAAAAGACGGCGAAUGUCCGACAAAUCCCGCCUAGAAGAUGAAAGCAGCGCUCGGGUUCCUUCUCGUAGCGUGGAUUCCCGCUCGUCAGGAAGUGAUUCUGAACUUCCUCGGCGCCUGACACGCUCGGCACCAGCGCCGGUAUUUCCGUCGGCUCUUCCUGCGGUCUUUGAUGCCGAGGGCUCUAGCGGAAGCGGCAUUGACAGCGAAGAGUUGAGGUCGGCGACUUCAGCUCGACCCUCAUCUCGCCGAAGAGUCUUGUCGUUUGUGUCAGCUCGGGCCCGACAAGCCGUUCGGUUUUUAUCUGUAUCCAGCUCUGACGAUCCAACCGCCGCGCUCGGUUGA